AGCACCCUAACCAGGAGUCAUGGCGACCCCAACAACCUCCAAAAAGGCGUUGUUUAUUGUGCUUCAUUUUGAGUUAAGUUUCUUCGCCCCUCGGCGGAGUUUCCCACCAACACAACUUUCAUAUAAACAAACACUCCUCACUUCAUAUUAUCAUAUCACAAACCCUUUUAAACUUCGCGUCAUUACUCUAUUCUUCUUAGUCCAUUAAACACAACUCAAAACACUUAUUAAAAUAAUUAAUUAAUGGCUUUGAGUUUGUCACCCCAACCCACCACCAAAACCGUUCUCCAAACACCGUCCUCCUCUGUUACUUUUCGCCGUCUAUUAACGUCUCAUUCCGUCCCUUUCCGUAACUGUCGGCGACGCCCCCUCGCCGUGCGCAACUCGGCGGCGGCGGCUCCUUCUGCGGCGACGACGGUGGUGUCGAGGGAGUGCGCGGUGAGGUCGGUGAAGGCGAGGCAGAUCGUGGACAGCAGAGGGAAUCCGACGGUGGAGGUGGAUCUGGUCACCGACCAGCUUUUCCGAUCCGCCGUGCCGAGCGGUGCGUCGACGGGGAUUUACGAGGCUUUGGAGCUCAGAGAUGGAGACAAGAGCGUCUAUGGUGGGAAAGGCGUUCUCAACGCCGUUAGGAACAUCAAUGAAGUUUUGGCUCCCAAGCUCGUUGGUGUCGAUGUUAGGAAUCAAGCUGAUGUGGAUGCUAUUAUGCUGGAAAUUGAUGGAACUCCUAACAAGUCCAAACUAGGGGCUAAUGCAAUAUUGGGAGUUUCACUGAGUGUGUGUAGAGCUGGUGCAGGAGCAAAGGGAGUGCCCUUGUACAAGCACAUCCAGGAGAUUUCAGGAACUAAGGAACUUGUUAUGCCGGUUCCAGCUUUUAAUGUUAUAAAUGGUGGUAGUCAUGCUGGAAAUAAUCUGGCUAUGCAAGAAUUUAUGAUAUUACCGGUUGGAGCAACUUCAUUUGCUGAGGCACUCUGCAUGGGCAGUGAAGUUUAUCACGUAUUAAAGGGCAUAAUCAAGGCAAAAUAUGGACAAGAUGCUUGUAAUGUUGGAGAUGAAGGAGGAUUUGCUCCCAAUGUUCAGGAUAACAGGGAAGGUCUAGUUUUACUCAUUGAUGCCAUUGAGAAGGCUGGUUAUACUGGCAAGAUUAAAAUAGGUAUGGAUGUUGCAGCUUCGGAGUUUUACACUAAGGACAGGAAGUAUGAUUUAAACUUCAAGAAACAGCCAAAUGAUGGAACUCAUGUUCACUCUGCUGAGAGUCUUGGUCAACUUUAUAAAGACUUUGUGAAAGAAUUUCCAAUUGUGUCAAUUGAGGAUCCGUUUGAUCAAGAUGAUUGGGGUUCAUGGGCUUCACUACUCUCUUCAGUUGAUAUACAACUUGUAGGAGAUGAUUUGUUAGUUACAAAUCCAAAGAGAAUAGCUGAAGCCAUCCAGAAGAAGGCUUGCAAUGGUCUGCUUCUAAAGGUAAACCAGAUUGGCACAGUGACUGAAUCUAUUCAGGCUGCACUUGACUCAAAGGCUGCAGGUUGGGGUGUCAUGGUUAGUCACCGGAGUGGUGAGACUGAGGAUAAUUUCAUUGCUGAUCUCUCUGUUGGCUUGGCCAGUGGACAGAUUAAGACUGGCGCUCCUUGCCGUAGCGAGCGAUUGGCAAAGUAUAAUCAGCUUCUUCGGAUUGAAGAGGAACUUGGAACUGUGCGAUACGCUGGUCAAGCUUUCAGAUCACCUUAGUGUGAUCUCUAAAACUUAUUCCGGAAAUAUUUCUGCAUCAGAAUUUGAUUUGAUUAAGAAAACAAAUGGGACCAAGGAAAUUCCUGAGUUUUGAUAUAACUGCUAGCCUUAUAUGGGGUUUUCAAAAGAUCUACUUGAUGAAUUAGCCUUAUAGUGUGUGUUUUGAACUGAAAUAAUUACUUAGUGAGUAAUUAACUGAUGCCUGAAGCCACUAUUAUAAUGUGAGGCAGUACUUUGUUGUAAAUUAAAUGCAGCGACAAAGCUGCGUAGUUGUAUUCAAAAAUUAUCUACUUGAUGAGUUAGCCCUUCUGCUUACCGGAAUAAGAAUUUGUA
This is a messenger RNA of Gastrolobium bilobum, 2055 nucleotides long. RefSeq names its product enolase 1, chloroplastic. The transcript has 7 exons. NCBI's taxonomy places the organism in Eukaryota, Viridiplantae, Streptophyta, Magnoliopsida, Fabales, Fabaceae. Gene Ontology annotation, biological process: glycolytic process. Gene Ontology annotation, cellular component: phosphopyruvate hydratase complex. The record is from RefSeq and is a predicted model, not a curated record. The coding region runs from base 244 to 1722 and encodes 492 amino acids. Gene Ontology annotation, molecular function: phosphopyruvate hydratase activity; magnesium ion binding.